This is a messenger RNA of Haplochromis burtoni (Burton's mouthbrooder), 1354 nucleotides long. Its product is annotated as ribonuclease inhibitor. The record is from RefSeq and is a predicted model, not a curated record. NCBI's taxonomy places the organism in Eukaryota, Metazoa, Chordata, Actinopteri, Cichliformes, Cichlidae. Gene Ontology annotation, molecular function: protein binding.
UCUCAGUCACAACAAACUCACCGAGAAAGGCUGUGAGACACUGGCUUCUUUGCUCAGCUUCAGAGCUUCCCACCUGAAACACCUGGACAUGAGUUAUAAUGACCUGCUGGAUUCAGGGGUGAUAGCACUGUGUAAUGCACUGACAAACCCACAGUGUGGAUUAAAAACACUAAGGCUGUCAUUUUGUAAAGUGACACAACGUGGAGGCUCCUCGUUGGUCUCAGCUCUUGACUCGAACUACUGCAGCCUCAAAGAUCUGGACCUCAGCUUUAAUAACCUCAAUCAAGAAAUAGUCAAGCUGCUAAAUGAAAAAAAGAGAGAUACAUGCUGCAGUCUGGAAAAUGUCAAUGUGGACCACAAUGAAGAAUGUUGGGUCGAUCUGAAGCUACUGAGACAGUAUGCCUGUGACCUAACACUUGAUCCCAACACAGCAGGUGUGAAUAUUAUUUUAACCAAGGAGAAAAAAAUGGCAGAAUGUGUUCAAGAGAAGCAACCAUAUCCUGAUCAUCCAGACAGAUUUGAUCUUGAUCAGGUUCUCUGUGAAGAAGGUCUGACAAGUCGCCAUUACUGGGAGGUUGAGUGUUUACGGGCUGAUGUUGGAGUGGCAUAUAAAAGCAUUGACCGGGUGGGAGACUCUUCCUCUGAAUUUUCUUUUGGAAAAAAUGAAAAGUCUUGGUGCUGGAUGAAUGGUGGUGUUUUUAGUCAUAACAAUAACUUAACACUUUUGAAAAGUACACCAUUGAAGUGUACCAUAGGAAUGUAUCUGGACUGGCCGGCAGGUAUUUUGUCCUUCUUUAAAGUCUCUGCUGACACAGUUACUCAUCUCUACACCAUACACACAGCUUUCACUGAACCACUCCAUCCUGGUUUCUCUCUUGAUCAGUUGGGAUCAAUUUACCUUUGUAAACAAAGAAAAGAAGAAAAUUUUAGAUGAAAGGAAAGAAAGAUUAUACAGGAAAAAAAACUGGAUUGGAAGGUUUAUGAUAUCUCUUUAUAUUAUGUCGUGCUCAGCUGCAUAUAAUAAAGACAUGGUUUCAUGUCCUGCAUGCCUUCAACAACACUAAAAAUGUGGGCUCACUUUUUAGCAGACUUCAGAAGUUUGCCAGACCAAAUGUGUGGGACUCUAACGACCUAUCAAAGGCAGUAUAUGUUUAUCCCAACUGUGUUGACUGUACAUUUUGUAAAAUGUUAAACAUGACUUUUUUUAUACAUUCAUUUUUAAUGUUUCUGUUGUGCUGUGUUGUAACAUUUUUUGAAAGGUGCUGUAUAAAUAAAUGUAUUAUCUUUCUUUAAAAUUGUAUAUUUACUGAUUUGUACUCAUGUAUCUUUUCCAUUUUAUAUUUAUACACAUCCU